CCUGAGUUGGGCUUAGGAAAAGACUGCCUCCAGUUUCGACAUCGGCAUAACACAGUGAGGUAUCGUCGUCGAGGUCGUUAAGUGUACAUAUCCAAACUGUCAAUGUCAGCCUGCGCACUUGAGGUGGAGUACUUCGGAAGAAAAGCUCUCCAAUAGUGAAAUCAAUUUAUCGGUAUCCUCCCAGAUACAUUCCCAUCUUUACAUGACCAUAAAGACGUUACCGCACCAGCUGCUGUCAACAAUGGACCAAGCCGCAAGUCUUCGCAAACUUGCACAGACCGAUGUGAUACAGGAGUUGUCGGUCAAUGAUUACAUGCCUGUGUUAAGCAGCCCACCUUUCACAUGGGUCGACGGCACUUUCAACACAAGGGAUUUGGGUCUCAUUCCAGGCAGUCCAAUCCGAGCGCAAUUUGUCUUCCGAUCGGGAAGCUUAGCUCACGUCACCGACCAAGGCAUGAAAGCGAUCGAAGGACUUGGUGUCAAGCGAAUUUUUGACCUGCGAUCGCCAGAAGAACGCACGCAUGCUCCAGAUCCCGAAAUCCCCGGCAUUGAAAAUACAUGGAUACAAAGCGCGCAGCCGGAGUCGAAGGUGGACUUAACGAAGUUCAUUUCUGGCCUGGGAGAGGUUGGUUACGAGGAAAUGUAUCUCGAGGUCAUUGACAUAUACCAAGCUGCUUGGAAGGCCAUCUUGGGACAUGUACGGGACAGACCACAGGAACCUUUCAUGUUUCAUUGUACAGCAGGUCGCGAUCGAACAGGUGUUAUCUCAGGCCUUUUGAUGGCCUUGGCGGGUGCAUCAGCAGAUGCUAUAUCACUCGACUAUAUGCUUUCACGCAUCGGCACAGAGCCAGUGCGUCAGCUGCUCCUCAAGUUUGCCAUGGCCGGUGCCAAUGCCCAAAGUACAGAGGAACCAGGAUUUUACAAUCUUUGUCAGUUGCGGGAGGAAAGCUGGAACGCGUUCGUCCAAGGUGUCCAGAGAGAUUACGGCGGCUUUGACCAAUUCGUCACCAAUGUAUUGGGUUUUUCGCAGAAAGAUCUGGCGAAGAUCAGGAAUAACCUGACUGAAACGUAGUUUUUCAAGAGAGCCAUAGCGAGACCCUAUGUGUGGUAAUGCAAUACGUGUACCGGUAUGGCCGAAUAGCUUUCCAGUUGAGAUCCGUACUCAUUCACUACACUGCUUGUUGACUCCAAUACCUCUUCGCCAUGAGGUCGAUGACCCCUGGAAAGCGCAGGGUUGCAAACACCAAUGUCCUUGGUCUAUGCACUAUGCUUUUUGCGCUAUUCUCGCAUGAAGGACUGCUCUUUGAGCAGUUGGUGUUGAUUGCUCAGAUUUCCA
Messenger RNA from Truncatella angustata, 1336 nucleotides. RefSeq names its product protein-tyrosine phosphatase-like protein. NCBI's taxonomy places the organism in Eukaryota, Fungi, Ascomycota, Sordariomycetes, Amphisphaeriales, Sporocadaceae. Gene Ontology annotation, molecular function: phosphoprotein phosphatase activity. The coding region runs from base 203 to 1072 and encodes 289 amino acids. The transcript has a single exon. Gene Ontology annotation, biological process: dephosphorylation. The record is from RefSeq and is a predicted model, not a curated record.